AUGGGAGCUUUGAAAAAGUGCAUCCCCACCAAAGAAGGGUGGCAGAGAUGCUUCACCUACGCCCAUCUGCUCUUUUCCCUGGACUACACCAAAUUGGACGUCUUUCUGAUCGUGUGCGGCACUUUCUUUGGUAUCGCCGCUGGUGUGCCUUUCCCCUUACUUGGUAUCGUCUUCGGUGACCUGAUCAACGACCUUAACUCGACGACUUGCGAUUCCGCAAGCUCUGGCGGCGGCGGCGAUCUCUCGUCGAGUGUGCGCACCAAGGUCUUGUAUGUCAUCUACAUCACCAUCGCCAACUUUUGCUUCAUCUACAUCCAUACCAGUUGUUGGUGUCUGGUCAGUGAACGUCUGGCCCGUCGCUACCGUCGCCGCUAUUUUGAGGCUAUGAUCAAGCAGGAGGCCAGCUUCAUUGAAUCGCUUCCCGCCGGUGAUGUCUAUUCGCGCAUGGUUACCGACAUCGAGGUUGUGCAGUCGGGUACCUCUGAGAAGGUCGGCUUGGUCAUUUCCACCAUCUCGUACUUUGUCGUUUCCUACAUCGUGGCUUUCAUCAAGGUCCCCAAGAUUGCCGGAAUGUUGGUCUCAGUCGUGCCGUGUUUCUUCGUCAUGUCCCUGGUUGGAGGUCACUACAUCAAGAAGUUUGCCGGACAGAUGGGUGAAAAGAUCACGGCGGCCACCUCCAUUGCCUCGUCCAGUUUGUCGCACUUGAUGCUGGUCCAGGCCUUCAACGCCAAUGACCGCUUGGAGAAGCGGUUCGCCCAAUACCUGACCGAGUCCCGUGUCUCCUCCGUGAAGAAGGCCACCUCUCACGCUUGCCAGCUGGGUUUCCUCUACUUCGUCGCCUACUCCGCCAACGCUUUGGCUUUCUGGGAGGGUGCGCAGAUGAUUUCCAAGUCGGUCGCCGGUGAAAAUGGCGGUGUCUCUGUGGGUUCCGUCUACACAGUCAUCUUCGUUCUCAUCGAUGCUUCUUUCAUUCUCAGUCAAGUCGCUCCCUUUAUUCACGUUUUCUCCGCUGCUGCGGGUGCGUCCGACAGACUGUUGGCAAUCAUCAACCGUCCCUCCGUCAUUGACGGAACCUCCGACGAGGGUGACAAGUCUGCUCCCUUUGGAGAGGCGGAUAUCCGAUUCGACGACGUCAAAUUCACCUACCCCUCCCGUCCGGAUGUGCCCGUGUUGCAGGGUGUCAACUUCACUAUCCCCCCUAAGCAGCACACUGCAAUUGUUGGCCCCUCUGGUGGUGGCAAGUCUACCGUGGUCGCUCUUUUGGAGCGCUUCUACAACCCGAAGUCGGGUGACAUCUGGAUUGGAAACCAGAGGUUUAGCGAUUUGAACGUCAAGUAUCUGCGUGGCAAUAUCGGUUUCGUGCAGCAGGAGCCCUCGCUGCUCGACCGAUCUAUCUUGGAGAACAUCGCCUAUGGUCUCGUCUCUUCUUCGGCUGAAAAGCACCAGCAUCUCGCUCCUUUCAUCCUGGAUGGUACCCUCCCCGAAGUUGCGGAGAAGAUACGUUCCGGCGUCUCUGAAUCGGAAGCUUUGGCUGGAUAUGACCCUGCUGUUGCUGAGAUUGUCGAACGGGUAAAACAGGCGGCCGCAUCCUCCAACGCUCUCAACUUCAUUGAAGCCCUGCCUUACAGUUUUGCCACAAGUGUUGGUACGGCAGGAAACCAGAUGAGUGGUGGCCAAAAGCAACGUAUCGCCCUCGCCCGUGCUCUGGUCCGAGAACCCUGCCUGUUGAUUCUUGAUGAAGCUACUGCCGCCCUCGACUCUACUAGCGAACAGCUGAUCCAGGCUGCGCUGAAGAAGGUCUCUGAAAGCGUUACAACUGUUUCUAUUGCACACCGUCUGGCGACUGCCAAGGAAGCCCAUAAGAUUGUUCUUGUCCGACAGGGCCGUGUCGCUGAGGAAGGAUCUCACGCCGAACUGAUCGCCGCAGGCGGUGGUUAUGCCGAGAUGGUGCGACUCCAGAACCUGGGCAAGCUGGGUCCCGAGCACAUGGCUGCGGCCGAGGACUCGAUCCGCAACGCUGCUCCGGAAAGAGACCCAGCUGUUGAGGCUGAAAAAGAAGCUCUGAUCACUGGCUCUGACGUCACAGAAGAUUCUGUUGUCGAGGCUGUCAAGCCAUCGGAAAAGAAGGACGGCGACGACAAGGACAAGAAAAAGAAGAAGAAGUACAGACGCUCAGGAUGGUUCACCACCAAGUAUACAUUUUCCUUGAUCCGACCCAACAUCAUGUUCAUCCUGGCGGGUCUUCUCAUGUCUGUGAUUAUUGGUGGCAGUUACUCUGCCGAAGCUGUGGUCUUUGGUCAUACAGUGGGUAACCUGAGUCCUUGCAAGGGGGCUGACAGUAUCGCCCACAGCGGUAACCUUUAUGGAUUGCUGUUCUUUAUUCUUGCCCUGGUGGAGUUCUUCGCCAACGUAUUCAGUGGCUGUGCCUAUGGUUGGGCCGCCGACAAGGUCCUGUACCGUAUCCGAGUCCUGUCCCUGCGAUCUCUCCUGGGACAAACCAUGGAAUGGCACAGCAUGGAAGACCGCACCCCGGGAACGCUGAUCACCUACAUCACCGGUGAUGCAUCCGCUCUGGGUGGUAUUACGGGUACCACUAUUGGUCUUUUGUUGGCCACGGCCGUUAACCUGGUGGCCGGUCUGGUCAUUUCCUUCGCCAUUGCUUGGAAGAUUACUAUUGUUCUUUUGCCAACUAUUCCCGUCCUGCUGGUUGCGGGUAUGAUGAAGCUACGUGUGCAGGCCAAGUUUGCAGAGCGCCACCAGAAGGCGUUUGCUAAAGCUACGGCCAUAACCGUCGAGGCGGUAGACAAUAUCCGGGCUGUUGCUGCGUUCUCGCUGGAGAAGCAAUCGUAUGAAGUAUAUGGCCGGUCGCUGCAGAAGCCGUACAAGGAAACCAUGAAGUCGAUUGCCUCUGGUAAUGCGUGGUUGGCCUUGGCGUUCAGUAUCAGUAACUUUGUCUACGCUCUGGCUUACUGGUGGGGAUCCCGGCAGAUCGCCUCGGGUCUGUACUCGCAGACACAGUUCUUCAUUGUCCUGCCCGCGCUCCUGUUCAGUACCCAGUCGUGUGGACAGAUGUUCGCUCUCGCUCCGGAUAUUUCCAAGGCUCGUGUGGCCUCGUCCAACAUUGUGGAUCUUCUCACCACCCGGUCUGCCGAGGAAGAACUGGCCCCUGGCUCCUCGCAGAGCUUCAAGCCCUCCAGCAGUCUCCUUGAGGAGAAGACUCCAGACGUUGAGGCCAGCGCAGAGAAGCAGUCGUUCACUCCCGGUGUGCUGCCAGAGAACGGUAUUGGUGCCCAGCUCCGCGAGGUCCACUUCACCUAUCCGUCACGACCGGAGGCCCCCAUUCUCAAGGGCCUCACCCUGGAUAUCAAACCGGGUCAGUUCUGUGCGCUGGUCGGUCCCAGUGGAUCUGGAAAAUCGACUACAUUCGCCAUGCUGGAGCGGUUUUACCGUCCAUCUUCAGGUGCGGUCGUCAUUGACGGUGUGGACGUGACGCGUCAAUUGGGCACCGAGUUCCGCGACGAUAUCGCCCUAGUGCCCCAGGAGAACGUCAUGUUCGAAGGAUCUGUGGCCUUUAACAUUGGUCUGGGCGCCCGACCCGGCCAUGAGCCCAGCCUGGCCGAGAUCGAGGAGGCCUGCAAGAUGGCCAACAUCCACGAUGUGAUUAUGGCACUGCCGGAGGGAUACGAGACAAUCUGCAGUCACGACGGAAAGCAAUUCUCCGGUGGACAGCGACAGCGAUUGUCGAUUGCUCGGGCAUUGGUGCGGAAGCCGAGAAUGUUGCUGCUGGAUGAGUCGACGAGUGCGCUGGACGUCGAGUCGGAGAAGCGCAUCCAGGAAGCGCUGGCGACGCUGGCAGGACGGACGACGAUCGUGGCGAUUGCCCACCGAUUGAACACCAUUCACCGGGCGGAUCAGAUCUAUCUGAUCGAGAACGGACGGUGUGCGGAACAAGGCACGCACGACGAGUUGAUCCAGAGAAGUGAGAUGUACCGGACGAGUGUGAUUCACCAGUCUCUUGAGACUUAG
This is a messenger RNA of Aspergillus wentii DTO 134E9, 4026 nucleotides long. RefSeq names its product ABC transporter ATP-binding protein. Gene Ontology annotation, biological process: transmembrane transport. NCBI's taxonomy places the organism in Eukaryota, Fungi, Ascomycota, Eurotiomycetes, Eurotiales, Aspergillaceae. The coding region runs from base 1 to 4026 and encodes 1341 amino acids. Gene Ontology annotation, molecular function: ATP binding; ATP hydrolysis activity; ABC-type transporter activity. Gene Ontology annotation, cellular component: membrane. The record is from RefSeq and is a predicted model, not a curated record. The transcript has a single exon.